CCCAUGGAGGUUUGAAAUUCGUCCCGGGACAAUACCACAUAGGUGGACAUUGGGGUGCUGUGUUCUCAGUUUAACUGACUGCAAUACAGUACACAGGGCUGAAUGAGUGUGGUAAACACUAAAUCAGGCACAGCGAUGCAACAGGUGUUGGAUAAUUUGCGUGAGCUGCCUCCCUCUACAGGAGCUAAAGACAUUGACCUCAUCUUCCUGCGUGGGGUUAUGGACAGUCCUAUCGUCCGCUCACUUGCCAAGGCUCACGAGCGUUUGGAGGAUGUGAAGCUGGAACCUGUGCGGGAGAAUAAUGUGGAGUUGGUGUGUGAGAUCCUGUCAGAUAUCAGUGGUCUGAGCGACCAAAACGACAGCGCUGCGGAACUCUCCAGAAUCCUCCGGGAGCCUCAUUUUCAGUCCUUGUUAGAAGCUCAUGACAAAGUGGCUUCCAAAGCUUAUGAAGUUCCUCCUGUGGCCGCCAACAGCGUCUCAGCCAGGAGUCCCUGUCUUAUGUCGCCUGAUGCCAUUCGCAUGGUCAGCAUCCAGAAGAAAGCAGGAGAGCCUCUAGGUGUGACUUUCCGUGUGGAGGGUGGAGACCUCGUCAUUGCACGUAUUCUGCACGGCAGUAUGAUUGACAGGCAGGGAAUGCUCCACACUGGUGAUGUCAUUAAGGAGGUGAAUGGGCGGCCGGUGGGCAGCGACCCCACAGCCCUGCAGCACGUCCUCCGAGACUGUAGGGGCAGCAUUACACUGAAGAUCCUUCCCAGCUACAGAGACACACCUCCACCUGCACAGGUCUUUUUGAAACCACAUUUCAACUACAGUCCUGACACAGACAGUUUGAUCCCCUGUAAGGAGGCAGGCUUGGCUUUCUCUCGGGGGGACAUCCUGCAUGUGGUGAACCGUGAUGACCCUAACUGGUGGCAGGCCUGUAACGUAACAGGCGGGAAAACAGGACUUAUUCCCAGCCAGUUCCUUGAGGAAAAGCGGAAAGCAUUUGUGAGGAAGGAUUUGGAUGAUGCUGGGAUAUUCUGUGGAACGCUGAGUGGGAGGAGGAAAAAGAAGAAAAUGAUGUACCUCACGGCAAAAAACGCUGAGUUCGAUCGGUAUGAGCUGCAGGUGUACGAGGAGGUGGCGCGGAUGCCACCGUUCCAGAGGAAAACCCUGGUUCUGAUUGGUGCUCAGGGAGUCGGCCGCCGAAGCUUAAAGAAUCGUCUGAUCGUUUUGAACCCACUGCGGUUUGGCACCACUGUUCCCUUCACAUCGCGGAGCCCACGGGAAGAUGAAAGAGACGGCCAGUCCUACUGCUUCGUCUCCAGAGCUGAGAUGGAAAUGGACAUCAAAUCGGGUCGUUAUCUAGAACAUGGUGAAUAUGACGGAAAUCUUUAUGGAACCAAGAUCGAUUCCAUCCACGACGUAGUGCGUACAGGACGCACAUGUAUCCUCGAUGUAAACCCACAGGCUCUGAAGGUGCUGAAGACGGCCGAGUUCAUGCCCUUUGUGGUUUUUAUCGCUGCUCCUGAACUUGAUGUGUUAAGAACAAUGCACAAAGCUGUGGUUGACGCUGGCAUCACCACCAAGCUACUGACGGAGUCAGAUCUUAAGAAGACUGUGGAUGAAAGUGCUAGAAUAAGGAGAGCAUAUAGUCACUACUUUGACUUGACCAUAGUCAAUGACAAUUUGGACAAAGCAUUUGAGGAGCUGCAGGCUGCAGUGGAGCAGCUGUGUCUGGAGCCACAGUGGGUCCCUGUCAGCUGGGUUUACUAACUUCACAACACACUGGCCGCACCGGGCUUCAGAUUCAUCAUCAUCAUCAUCAUCAUCAUCAGUACCUCCUCCUGUGACUGGGCCCCACAUCUCAUGCACACGCGCACACACACACACACACACACACACACACAAGCACAAGGGUGACAAAGGCAGUGAGUGGAUGCACACAC
Chanos chanos (milkfish) is the source of this 1928-nucleotide messenger RNA. RefSeq names its product protein associated with LIN7 2, MAGUK p55 family member a (gene pals2a). The record is from RefSeq and is a predicted model, not a curated record. The transcript has 13 exons. NCBI's taxonomy places the organism in Eukaryota, Metazoa, Chordata, Actinopteri, Gonorynchiformes, Chanidae. Gene Ontology annotation, molecular function: protein binding. The coding region runs from base 103 to 1755 and encodes 550 amino acids.